Malania oleifera is the source of this 1077-nucleotide messenger RNA. Its product is annotated as MLP-like protein 28. Bases 245 to 703 code for a protein of 152 amino acids. Gene Ontology annotation, biological process: defense response. The record is from RefSeq and is a predicted model, not a curated record. The transcript is spliced from 2 exons. Lineage: Eukaryota; Viridiplantae; Streptophyta; Magnoliopsida; Santalales; Ximeniaceae.
CUGUUAAUCUGACUGGUAACCUACUGUAACCCCCAUCCCAUGCCCAUCUAUCUAUAAAAGGCCCCAAGCCAUUUGCUUGACCCCAUCCCCUCCACUCUUCAUUCCCCCUUCUAGCAGCCUCCCUCGUCUCUAGCUACCACCAGCGUAUAAAUAUAUUAUAUAGUGUUCCCCACAUUGCAGCUAUCUAGCUAGCUAGCUAGUUAAGUGCGUUUUUUAGAUUAGCAAAUUAAGUAAUCGAAUUGAGAUGGGGGAUCUGAGGGGUGAGUUGGAGGUGGAAGUACAGCUCAAGUCUCCGACUGACAAGUUCUAUGACGUGUUCAGGGGUAAGGUGCACCACUUGCCCAACUGCACCCAGAGGAUUCAGGAUGUCAAGCUCCAUGAAGGCGAGUGGCACUCUCAUGGCUCCGUCAAGCAUUGGACCUAUGUCCUGCCCGAUGGAAAAGUGGAGAGUGGAAAAGAGAAGUUCUAUAUAGACGAUGAGAAUAAAACGCUGAGGUUUGACUUCUUUGAAGGAGACCAAUUGAAGGACCUUAAAGUGUUCAACGCAAUAUUGAAGGUGAGUCCCAAGGGCGACAAAGGUGGAGUGGCGCACUGGACCUUGGAGUACGAGCGACGCAACCCAUCUAUCCCUCCCCCUCACCACUACCUCGAUUUUGUUGUACAUCUCACCAAAGAACUCGAUGCUGCUCUAGCAAGUGCUUAAUUCUCUUCUCCAUCUAUAUAUAUAUAUAUUAAUCCACCUACCUCCUCAAUCAUUUCCAUCCACAUCCAUUCCAUAUGUAAUAAACUCCCUCUCUCUCUUUAUAUAUAUAUAUAUAUAUAUGUUAUAUUAUGUAUAUAUGUGUGUUUUCAAUACUCCUCUGCAGGGUGUGUUAAGCUUUUCUUUUGUAUUUUAUGAUUUGGCUUGAUGGGUCGUCCGUCAUGCCUGUCUGGCUAGUUCAAAUGAAUGGUUUUGUUUGUUUAAUAAAAGCUCUAGUUCGAUAAUGUAUUAAUGGCGGUGGUGCUUUGAUUCACUCGCCAUGCACUUCUGUAUUUUAUAAUACAUAUAUAUGCAAUUUGGGUGCGGGGUUAUUCAAA